ACCCACCGAGGUCGGGGUGUGGGGAACUAAAAUUUUCAUGUCUAGAACAAAGACGUCAUAUAGGGUUUCUCUCCACAAAAGCCUAAGGCGAGGGAUUUGGUGCGGGGAGAGUUGGCAUAGUGACGGGAUAUGAUAUGAUGAUAUGUUGGCUUUGUUGAUCGGCCCAAACUGCAACCAGUAUGAUACGCUCCCUUCCCUCCCCUUCUCUCUGACCUCAGCAGGUAAGGGCGGGGGGGUCAGUAGGGCAUAAAGGAUCGACGCAGCUAUCAUUCCAUACGAGUACUGUACAUGGCGGGGGAGCACACCUUACCGGUAUUCUCCACCUUGGGGUGAAAAGAGGAGGAGAGGGCUCGUUAUAUAUAUGGCUGCUCUUCGCCCGCUUUCCAGGAACCUGAUUACUUUCGGAGCAAACUCCCGAGUCUUACCUACUUCCACUUCGAUCUCCGGGAGAACACAUCUGUUCGAUUACGACUCACAAACCAGAAUGUCGAGCACUCAAGAAAAAAGGGCUGGAGCAACCCACUCCACCACAGACACCGGGGACAAAGCAGCAGACCCGUACAAAGCCAACUUGGACAAGGAUACGCCCAUCAGGGAGAAGGUCGAGGACCUGAUUGCGUUUGUGGAAGGCGUUAAGUUUGGCAUGAUGACUACCAGGCAAAGCCAGUCCGGGAUGCUGGUUAGCAGGUGUAUGUCAUUAGCAGCAAGGGCAAGCUUUAUUAACCCACUUUGAUUCCGAUAUGCAGAGAUUAAUGGGGACAUCAGGAAAACGGAAUUGACUUCUUGUUCCAUACGAAUACGGAAACGGGUAAGACCGACGAGUUGCAUUCUGACCCCCACGCCAAUUUGGGAUUCUUGAAGAAUUCAACGGUAUGCUUUCGAUAUCAGCUUUGCGGUGAACGGGGGUUGAUGAGUUAUAGGGCGAAUGGGCAUCGAUCAGUGGUAUUGCGACCGUCGAUAACGAUCAGGGGAAAGCUACACGGUAGGUCGAUUCUUCCAGAAGCUUUCGUCCGACGCUUUUUUUUCCCCCGAUGACGGGAACCACUCAGGUACUACACUCCCGCUCUCAAGGCAUGGAUUGGGGACCUUGGAGAUAAAAUCCACGACGGAGGUCCCGAGGAUCCCCGUUUGGCUGUGAUAAGAGUUCACGCCAAGACUGCGACUUACGCCCUUCAGAAGGGAACAGCACUCUCACGAGGACUCGAAAUUUCUAGGGGAGCGAUCACGGGAAAUACCGCUAACACGAAAAAGCUGAGAGAGCUGACCGAAGAGGAGCUACAGACCUUCAGGAACAGUCAGGAAUUGAUCAGUUAGUGGGCUUCUCCGGUGUUUAUUAUCAUUAUCAUCAUCAUUAUCCGUUUACAAGUAUGAUGUGGUUCGAUACAAAUUUAUGUGCUUUACCUAAGAAAUUGGUAGGGUUUAGGGUUUCUAGCCUUGCCUCAUGAUUGCGAAAUUGUAUGAAAGUGCUUG
Tuber aestivum (summer truffle) is the source of this 1470-nucleotide messenger RNA. Lineage: Eukaryota; Fungi; Ascomycota; Pezizomycetes; Pezizales; Tuberaceae. The record is from the annotation of a GenBank genome assembly.